Acanthochromis polyacanthus (spiny chromis) is the source of this 4688-nucleotide messenger RNA. RefSeq names its product G protein-coupled receptor 146 (gene gpr146). Gene Ontology annotation, molecular function: G protein-coupled receptor activity. Gene Ontology annotation, cellular component: membrane. Gene Ontology annotation, biological process: G protein-coupled receptor signaling pathway. Bases 362 to 1363 code for a protein of 333 amino acids. NCBI's taxonomy places the organism in Eukaryota, Metazoa, Chordata, Actinopteri, Pomacentridae. The transcript is spliced from 2 exons. The record is from RefSeq and is a predicted model, not a curated record.
ACGGUGGGGGAGGGUCACGUGUGUACACAGUGCGGGGCUCAGCAGCACUCCAGCAGUAGUAAAGUCUCUAACGGUCGGCCCCCUUUUUACCAGCCUCGUCCGAAAAGUUGCUGUCUGAGGAGCGUUUCAGCUAAAACCCACCGAAACGCUUCUUUUUGCUAUUUUCUUUACGCUUCACGAGUGCUCGGAGAGCCGAAGAGACGUUUUUGUUAAUGCGUAUUUUCUCCCAAAUGAAACGACUGAGAAAUGCCAGUGGAAAUGCUCCAUCCAUACCCAAUGCCUCCGUAGGUUUGCCUCCGCUCCAAACCUAUACAUUUGUGUCGACCUGUUGAGAGCGCUUGACCAGUGUCAGAUUCCAGCGAUGUGGAUCUGCAUGGUUUACAAUGAGACGGACACCAGUGUGGACUUCCAGCUCUGCCAGGACUUUGGCCUCAUCCUGUCAGUCGUCUCGCUCAUCUACCUCCUGGUGUGCUUCCCAUUGGGGCUGUGCUACAAUGUGCUGCUGGUCGUGGUGAACCUUUCCAACAAGGUGUCCAUGACCAUGCCGGAUGUCUAUUUUGUCAACAUGGCCAUUGCAGGUCUUGUGCUUAACCUGGUGGCGCCUGUGGAGCUCCUGAGCUCCACCUUCACCCGCUGGCAUGCGUGGGAGUACAACAACGAGGUCUACAUCACCCUGCUCAUCCUCUUCAACAUCUCAUCUCUGGUCAUCAUGUAUUCCACCACGCUGCUCAGUCUGGACUAUUACAUAGAGCGGGCGCUGCCUCGCACAUACAUGUCCAGUGUGUACAACACAAAACAUGUGUGUGGGUUCAUCUGGGGUGGCGCGGUGCUCACUAGCUUCUCGUCACUGCUCUUCUAUGUGUGCAACCACAUCUCCACUAAAAUGGUUGAGUGUUCUAAAAUGCAAAACAAGGAGGCAGCAGACGCCAUCAUGCUGUUUAUUGGCUACGUGGUUCCAGCUGUGGCUGUUCUUUACGCUUUUGUGCUCAUUUUGCGCAUUAGGAAAGAAUCCACACCUCUGGAUCAGGACUCUGCUCGCUUGGACCCUUCUAUUCACAGGUUGCUGCUAGCCUCAGUCUGUGUACAGUUUGUACUGUGGACCCCAUACUAUAUGACCCUUUUGGUGCACACUGUAGGCGGUGCACCAGGGUAUAUUAACAAUGCACAUUACUUACCUACCUAUUAUUUCUUGAGAUGCUUGUCUGAACUGCUGGCUUUCUCUAGCAGUUUUGCAAUGCCUCUCAUGUACAGGCAAAUGAACAAAAACUUCUCCAACAAGCUUCAGCGGCUGCUCAGGAGGCUGCACUGCAGAGACCAGUCUUGCCCUCAUGAACGCUCAACAGUGCAGCAAGUGGUGACGUGAGAUCGCCCCUGGGAGAUCACAGAUGCCCCUCCUACACCCUCCCUUUCCACCUCUUGGCCUAGCCGGCACUUAUCUCCACCCCCUAUAGAGCCAGUGUCUGACUGCGCUCCCUCGCUGCUCUGGACUGCGUUAAGAGCGACACAGCUAACUGUGGAAUUUCCUGUCACCUUCCAGAACUUGAUCUGAUCUAUCCAGUUCUGCAGUGGGAGGACAAACCCAGCAAAAAAAACACUAAGUGCUGCUUUUUUGUCACUGAGUAAAGCUCUCCACCAAGACACUUUGGGCUUCUAGUUCAAGGGUGGUAAAUUUGGCACGAUCAUUUAAUAACAACCCAGUGCAGUGUUUUCCCACAGUCCCCCACAGACACUUACAAAAUAGCUUGUUAGAAAGGGACUUCCGAGCACUAUACAGAUGUAGUUGGCGUGGUUUGUGUCGUGAAUGCUCUGCAGACAGCCUGCUAGUUUGACUAAUGCAUGAGUGUCUAAAUUUCCAGUCUCGUUAUUCUAUGAUGUGACUUAUUUUUAAACCUUUAUAGUGUUGCAGCAUGAUGCUUUCCCCCAACACUCAAGCAGAACUAAUAAGCUAUAAACUGUAAUUAUCAAGUGAAGCCAAGUUAUUUUGUUGCUAAACAGAGCACUCUACACCCCUGCACUUAUCAACAACCCACCACAGCUAAUGAACGUUGCGUGUCGAACCUCCACACCAGCAUUUUGCUGUCAGUGAAUAUCACCGUCAACUACCCUCAAACUAGAAGCCUUGGUCACUUGAAUUAGAAGACAGUUCAGCUCAUUUUCCUUUUGUUCAGAUGUGUUGUGAGUGAUUCCUCAUUAUCAGCUUAAAUAAUCGUCACAUUUUAAAGGUGGAGUACAAUCACAAUUGUCUCUUACAGACACUGUAGCUAUUUUCUUUAUCAGUGCCAGUACUGUCCUGUAAGUAGAAGUAGGCGCUGGUGUGAACAUAAUGUUCUCAUUUCACUUACAGAUUGUGUUCUGAGGUUUUGAUCCACUCACAUGCACGAUGGCGAGAUUAUUUACACGUGUAAAGCUCCUCAACAGAUUUCCUCAAAUAGCAAUAUGUGUCACUAAACCACUUUGAAGUCACACAAAACAAAAUGAAAUGCUCAUAUGAAGCAAAAAUUCAGGUUUUCAGACAUAACCGGUGUACCUCUUCUUAUUAUCUCUGCUGAAAUAACAUGACUUGUUCGCCACACGCAGUUCAAAAUCAACCAUUAACAAUCAACUUAUGUGAUUUUUUUUUAUUAAGCUGCAUUUUACUUCUGCAGGUGGUAUGCAUGCAGAGCCUCACGUAGGGUCAGUGAAGUCCACACAGGGUCCAGAGAGGACCCUGAGGAGGUGGCAUGUACAUUCCCUAAAUUUUCUGAGCACUCAUUGAAUGUCUGGGAGGUUUUGUCCAGUGAAAAUAUGACGACUCACCGAGUCACUUCAGAGGCAAUGUCAUAAACCUUUUGUUUGACACAGAAGAAUUUGAACUGCAUUGCUGCUCAGAUGUAGUAAGGCGAUCUGCACAUUGUUGGCAAAGCUGCUUUGAUUUCUUGCUCCUUAAAACAAUGAACAGACUAUUCUUGUAGUUAUGAAGCCCAGUUGUGCAUUGCAAAAUGAAAACUUGUCCUUGCGUAAGAUCUGUUGCAGCGCUGCAUUAGUUUAUUUUUUGUAUUUGCUUUCUGAAUGAGAGGGCCAGUUUAUCAAUCACCGUGUGGACAGAUCCACCAGUGAAGUGGGGCAUUCAUUUAGAGAGAGAAAUUAAUUCACUUAUGUUUGUGGACAGUUUUAAUUUACACCUUCAAAUAAACAACUCUGUGUUAAUGACACCCCGCUAAAAGUGUUGGACUGUUUCCACGAGUGUGCUUUCACUAAAAAUGUCAAGGAUUGCUGCAUGUACUAAUAAUGAUCUGAUGUUUUUCAUUCUUAAGAUUAUAACAUGGUUGCAUAAACACAUUCUGUGUUUUUCCCGUACUAGAAAUAUGUUGUGUCUACAGCUGAGGCAUGAAUCAGUGUCCGACGUAUGAUUUUUCCCUGCAAAACUCCACAUGCUUCACAUGCAUCUGCCAUCAAUCAGUAGGAAAUAUUUUCAACUGUGCCUCAGUAUGUGCUGCCCCAUUCAAGAUCUUGCGCAUAUUGUGACACAGUUAAUCAUUAUUUGAGCUUAGUUCAAAGUCCUGAUGCUUACUGUUCAUCUAGGAAUGAAAAGGCAAGAGUGGUACAUGAUUAGAGGAGUGUUUGAAACAAAAUUUGUGAUAUGAUGGAGGAAAUUUAAGCAACAUUCCUAAAACGGUGCUUGUUUUCAGUCACAAAUUGGCGCUUUAGAUAUUGAAAGAGGCUCCGAUUAAGACUUUAAUUAUUCAAUCAAUGCGAUGACACUGAAACGUGACGUGAAUAACAGAAUUUUUCCCAGUUUUCUCAUUAUAGGACACUUGCACAUCUCUUCAUUGGUAUUGUGAUGCAGUUAAUCUGAAUAUAUACCCGUUUUACUGUCAGUCCAUGAAACAAUAACCAGAUGCAUGUGUUAUUUUGAUUUUAAAAAAUAGUUUGGAAAUUUUAAAUUGCAAACUGGAUCUGAAUCUGCAUGCUGUUACACAAAAUGAAUGACAAUCACAGCAUAAAUAAGAUGAUUAUUUAACCGCACCGUGUUGCUGAAAACCCACCUGUAGGCAGAACACUAUCAAGUUUGCUUACAGCUGGUUUGUGCGUGUGUCAUCUGAAGUUAGCCGCAAUUACAUACAGAAGAUGUGACUUUAAUCGCCAAGAGCUGAUUAGUUUUCCUCAGCCAUUGCCACAGCUCCAUCCAUGAAGCUGUUUUGGAACCAUCUAGCUCAGAGACAGGACCUAACUAAGUUCUUGGCAGGUGUGAUGUUUGCAAUCACCACGUGGACUUGAUGUUCAGAAAUGGAAAAUAAAGCACCAACAGAGCUCUAAAUCACGCCUAAACUCAUUCUGAUUGUGGUUUAGUAUUUCAGAUUGGCCUAAAUGUCACAUCAGUGCAGAGACAUUAUAAACAUGGAGUUGACUUCAUAGCUGAAAGUGUAAAAACACCUUCUCGUGUGUCGACUGUAUGCAGAUGCAUUUUAGCUUUUCGAACAGCAAAACCUCAAAAGUUCAGAUGAAUCCACUUUGGGAUAUGAUGCUUUUGUGACUGUGUAUACAAGUGCAUAUGUAUAAUAUGAAAUAUUCUGUAUAUAUUGUUUGUGAAAGAUUUACAAGAGGAUCCCAUUCAAAAGUACAGUAUUAAUUUCUGAGAGAUAUAUUUAGAAGUAAUUACUGUCAGCUGAGUCAAAGACUGAUCGAACAAUAAACUAACAUGAAUGAGA